Molecule: messenger RNA, 297 nt
Organism: Trichosporon asahii var. asahii CBS 2479
Lineage: Eukaryota; Fungi; Basidiomycota; Tremellomycetes; Trichosporonales; Trichosporonaceae
Product: F1F0-ATPsyn F
Exons: 4
Coding region: 1-297 (98 amino acids)
Biological process (GO): proton motive force-driven ATP synthesis
Source: RefSeq, a predicted model, not a curated record
AUGUUCGCCUCCGCCGUUCGCCGCAACGCUCUCAAGGGCCUCAUCCCCCCCAAGAUCGCCACCCCUUCGGCUGUCUCGUCGGGCGGCACCUCUGCUCGCACUGAGGAGGUCGUCAAGUUCUACUCCAAGCUCCCCAAGGGCCCCGGAAAGCCCUCUGGUGGUAUCCGCGGCCGCUACUUCGAGGGCCCCAACGCCUCUGGCAAGCCCAUCCUCGCUACCAUCCUCGGUCUUUUCCUCAUUGGUUACACGAUCGACUACCAGAUGCACCUCAAGCACCACAAGCACCACGCCCACUAG